Medioppia subpectinata is the source of this 417-nucleotide messenger RNA. NCBI's taxonomy places the organism in Eukaryota, Metazoa, Arthropoda, Arachnida, Sarcoptiformes, Oppiidae. The record is from the annotation of a GenBank genome assembly.
AUGUCGAGAGUAGUGAGGGGUCGGACACUACAUGUGUUGGACACAAAUGUGGACCAAUUUCUGGGCAUUCCUUACGCCGAACCCCCGGUCGGCAAACUUCGGUUCGCUACACCCGAACCCAUUACUAAACCAUUUGCUGAAGUAAUCGAUGCGACACAACCCAAACACUCAUGUAUUCAAUGGUUACCAAUCCCGGGCACAACCGUCAGUGAGGACUGUCUGGUGCUUAACAUAUGGACAACAAAUACCACAGCAUUAAAGCCAGUGAUGUUUUGGAUACACGGAGGGAGUCUUAAUAUAGGAUCAAUUUUUCAAGACUAUUAUAACGGGAGCGCUUUGGCCACCAAUGAUGUGGUGGUUGUGUCCGUCAGCUCGCGUACAACAACUCGUAAAAGUAAACCCUUUGCGACUCUUUGA